Messenger RNA from Carya illinoinensis, 3110 nucleotides. Its product is annotated as MDIS1-interacting receptor like kinase 2-like. Gene Ontology annotation, biological process: protein phosphorylation. The transcript has a single exon. Gene Ontology annotation, cellular component: plasma membrane. The record is from RefSeq and is a predicted model, not a curated record. Bases 854 to 3010 code for a protein of 718 amino acids. NCBI's taxonomy places the organism in Eukaryota, Viridiplantae, Streptophyta, Magnoliopsida, Fagales, Juglandaceae. Gene Ontology annotation, molecular function: protein binding; ATP binding; protein kinase activity.
GUGUUUUGCUGGACAGUGGUAUUCGACGUAAGAAGGCAGAGACUUGAGUUGUGUAAAAAGUUAAAAACAGCUGAUCAUCCGUGAAGGAGAUAAAAGAAAAGAAAAGGGCGAGAAGAAGACAGUUGGUGUGGGUGAGAAAUGAGUGGGAGAGUUGGCGAGGCUGUUGGGCGAAAGAAUCCAAAAUUAAGAAAAGACUUGCGGAAAGACACGGCGAAGCUAAGGGAUGAGAGGAGAAAAGUCUUUGACGAGGUCAGUGCAGAAUUCAUUCAUUCAAUUAUUGUUUGAUUCCCCGGUCAGCUCCAGACCAAAUAAUUAUUACUUCAAGAAAUAAUUUUUCCAAUCGCUCUCUCUGUUUCUUAACAAAUUAAAUAAUAUCAGUAAAAUUUAAUCAAUUUAAUUGAACACUUAUUCAUUUAUGAUCCAACGUAUAGCAUAGUUAUGGGAAAUUUAAAUAAUUUUUAAAAGUUACAGAAUUUUUAAAGUAAAAAACACUUGGCUUUAAUUUAUUCAUGUCGUUCAGACGUAUUAAUAUACUUUAAAUUCAUUUAGAAAACAUUAAUUAAGAGCAAUUCCCCAAUUGGGCCUGUCCACGUUGCCGUUAUAAUUAAUACAUGAAUAUAUAUAUAUAGUCAAUGAGUCGUCGCAUGCAUUAAUAUACACGAGUCUUGAGGGAAAUUUCCAGGAAAUUAAUAUAUGAAUGUAUUGGCUUUCAAAGGCAAUUUCCAGGAUCAUUCAUUCAAUUAUUUCACCGGCCUAGCUUCGCUAUCUUUUCUUACAUAUAAAAGCGUACGUCUAUAUAUAUUAGUCAUCAUGAACAAAUAUAUAUAGUACUAAUAGGUCAUUACUCAUAAAAAUGGCAGUCUCCUCCCUUUCCAUUUCCAAUAUACCGAUAGUAGCAUGGGCUAUCUGGAUCUUUUUAUGCGGAAACUGUUUGGAUAAUGCACUUCAUCAGCUUGUUAAUGUUGCUGCAGCAUCUGGAUCAAUAUCUGACCUUCAACUUGAACAAGCCAAGGCUUUGCAGGAGACUGGGUGGUGGCCGUCUAGUACUAAUUAUUCAAGUGCUUGCCACUGGGAUGGUAUUACUUGCAAUGAUGGAGGAAGCGUCACAAGCAUCGAUAGAUCUCUUCAAGGUUUGGGAGGUCAGUUGAAACUCAACUUCUCUUUCUUCCCAAAUUUAGUUAGUCUUAAUCUUAGUAGGAACAACCUUCAGGGGCAUAUCCCACUUGAGAUCGGGAUGCUAAAAAAUCUAACCAUUUUAUACCUUUAUUCAAACAUGCUUGUCGGUCCAUUCCCUUUCACAAUUGGUCAUUUAACUAAUUUGGAAUAUGUCUUCCUUGAUGGAAAUAAAAUCAAUGGAUCCAUUCCUCCCGAAAUAGGGAUGCUGAAAAAUCUUACCUUUUUAUCCCUUUCAUCGAACAUGCUCGUUGGUCCAAUCCCUUCCACAAUUGGUCAUUUAACUAAUUUGAGAAGUUUAUACCUUGACAGAAAUAAAAUCAAUGGAUCAAUUCCCUCCGAAAUAGGGAUGCUGAAAAAUUUGACCACUUUAGACCUUUCUUCGAACAUGCUCAUCGGUCCAAUCCCUUCUACAAUUGGUCAUGCAACUAAUUUGAAAUAUUUCUACCUUGGACAGAAUAAAAUCAAUGGAUCCAUUCCCUCCGAAAUAGGGAUGCUGAAAAAUUUGACCGAUCUAUUCCUUUCUUUGAACAUACUCGUCGGUCCAAUCCCUUCCAUUAUGUUCCAUUUAACUAAUUUGAGAAGUUUAGACCUUAGUCAGAAUAAAAUCAAUGGAUCAAUUCCUCCCGAAAUAGGGAUGUUGAAAAAUCUGUCUUAUUUAAACUUGGGUUCGAACGCCCUCACUGGUCCAAUCCUGAGUAAUUUGACUAAUUUGGAAUAUUUGGACCUUAGUGCAAACUACUUAAAUGGAAGCAUUCCCUAUCACCAGGAUAACUUUUAUUGGAUGAGAGAUGUUAACCUUAGUCAUAACUGUAUUAGCGGAGAAAUACCUGUUGCACUUGGGAUUAACGUAGCCCAUCUCUCGAGUCUGGAUCUUAGCUACAAUAAACUUACAGGCCAUAUCCCUCCUUCUCUCAUUUAUAUAAAAGAAAUCAACUUGUCACACAAUUCUUUGAAGGGUCAAAUUCCAAAUGGUUUUGAUAAGCAUCAUAAAUCCCACACAUUAAUUGGCAAUAGGGAUUUAUGCGGUCAGUUCAAGAAUAUUUUUCCUCCAUGUCCCAAAAGCAAAAAAUCAAUCAUAACCAAAAUAGAAAUUUUUGCUCCCAUCACCACUUUCCUUGGAUUCCUGGUUAUUGGGGGUAUUAUCUUAUCUCGUUGUGUGUUCAAAGAAAAUCAACUUGAGUUAAGAGAAUCUAAGGAUGGAAACAUAUUCUCGAUAUGGAAUUAUGACGGACAUAUUGCAUAUGAAGACAUCAUUGAAGCAACCGAGAAUUUUGACAUCAGAUAUUGCAUUGGAACUGGUGGUUAUGGUAGCGUUUACAAAGCAAAAUUACCAAGCGGAAAUGUGAUUGCCUUAAAGAAACUUCAUCAAAGAGAGGCUGAGAAUCCAUUUUUCUUUGGGAGUUUUAUAAAUGAGGUGAGGGUGUUAACAGAGAUUCGACAUCGAAAUAUUGUGAAGCUACAUGGGUUCUGUGUACAUAAAAGAUGCAAAUUUUUAAUUUAUGAGUACAUGGAAAGGGGAAGCCUAUUUUGUGUCCUAAGAAAUAUUGAUGAAGCUAUAGAACUGGAUUGGAGCAAGAGGGUAAACAUCAUCAAAGGCAUAGCACACGCCUUAUCUUACAUGCAUCAUGAAUGCAUCCCAUCAAUUGUUCAUAGAGAUAUAUCAUCUAACAACAUUUUGCUGAACUCCGAGUUCCAUGCUUUUAUCUCUAACUUUGGAACGGCCAAACUCCUUGAUCCUGACUCUUCCAAUCAAACAUUGGUUGUUGGCACUUAUAGUUAUAUUGCCCCAGGUAAAUUGUUAAUUGGUUAUUUAUAUUCCAAAAAUGUCAUUUAAAUUAUUUAAUUAAAAAUAUUGAAUAUAAUUAUUCUAUUAGUCAUGUAUCUAAACAUUUUUUAAGAUUAUCUUUCUUUACUGUUUUUUUUCUUUGUCAAGU